AUGCAAUAAGCUAUUCUUUAAAAAUCUUUUUUAAAAACGGCUUUUAUAGGAACUUCUGAAUGGUAAGAUUUUAAUUAAAAAGCGUAAUAAAGUUUAAAAUGUUCAAGAUUAUAAGAAAUUCGAUAAUAAGAACGAGAAAUAAGUAAAUAAAUAUCAAACGAUGUAAAGGCAUAAUCCUAAAAAAUGAAAGAAUAAGAAGAUAGAGAAUAAAAAUAUUAAGAAUAUUUGCGUUUAAAAUAGCUUAAAUAAUCUUUGGAAGAAGAAAGACAAAAAUAAGAGGAAGAAUUAGGAAAAGCACAUAAAGAAGCAUAAGAAAUGGAAGAAAUAAUGCUUAUAGAAUAACAAUUGAAGGCAGAAAAACAAUAAAUAUGGACUUAAAAUUAAAAAAUAAGAACUUAAUAAGCAAAAGAACGUUAAAAAAUAGAAAAAUAUGAUUUGAUAUAUAAAGAAAAAGAAGAUUUUUAAAGAAAAAAAGAAAUAAAAGAAAAAAUCGAAGCAGAAGAACGUAAAAAAGCAAAAAAAUACAAAGAAAAGAGAGGAGAAAAAAACGAAGAAGAAGAUCCUUUAUAAUAUACAGAAACUGAAAAUAAAAAAAAUUAUUUAAAAAAUAUUGACUUUUCAAAAACUUAUUUCCACAAUCCAAUAGUUAUUAAAUAGGAAGAUAAAGAAAAUGCUAUUGAAAAUGCCAUAAAAGAAUAUGAAAGAACUUAACAAGAAAAUAUGGAAAAACUUUUAAAAAGAAAAACUUCGAAAGAAAAAAAUCAAGAAAGACAUAAGGAAGCAUUAGAAAAGGAAAAAUAAAAGAAGCUUUUAGAAGAUUUUGUUCAAACCUAAUAGAAAAUUAAGUAGUAGGAAAUUAAAGAUAGAAAAAUAGGUUAAAAAAAAGCCUUGUUAGUAUUCAAAAUGAAGUUUUUACGAAAAAUUAAGUCGAAAAAGAAUUCGAAAAAAAAUUUUUUGGACCAAAUGCUUCAUGGACUCAUGAAGAAAUUCCUAAAAAAGACUCAAAAGUAUAAGAUUUUGAGAAAAAAGUAAUAGAAAAGGCUUAAAAAAAAUAGAAAAAUGUUAAAAUUUAUCGAAAACCACCAUUAGAUAGUAAUCCUUUAAAAUGUACUUCUUAAAAGGAAGAAAUUCCGAAUGGCUAUAAUUCGUAUGAAAUCAAAGAUGAUAAAAAUAGUUUAAAAAAACCAAAGAAAUAAAUAAAAUUCAUUUCUGUGGAAAAAGAAGAUGAAGUAGAAGAAGAAGAGAAUAAAUAAAUUGAAGAAGGUGAUUUUUUAUAUGAAACAUUAAAAAAAAAGGACGAAAAUUUAAAAAAUAAAGAAGAAGUUCAUAAAGAUAGUCAAAAUAGAAUUGAUAUAAAGAAAUAUAUAUAAGAAUAAGAAGAAUAUCUUUAAAAUUUGGAAAAAGAAAGAAAAAAUCUUCAAUUUUAAUAGUAAUAGAGUCUUUUUGGUAAUAGUUCUUAGAAAAAAAACAAGAAAAUAAUUUAUACAAAUAAUCCUGAUAAAAUUAAAAAAGCAAAUUAAUUAUUGGAUGAAUUUUUGGGAAUAAAUAACAAUAAUAUGGGGGGUGAAAACCAGUAUAACUCUUAUGAAAAUAAAAUAAAUGAAAAUUAUAAUUAAAAUAUAUAUGAUAAUUAUUAAAAAGAAGAGUUCCCUUCAAGUUAAAGGAGAAAAAAUCGUGAUGAAAAUUAAUUUUUUGAGAAAAACUAAAGCGAUUUUACUGAAAAAAUGCCAGAUAAUAAUACUUUUUCGGAAGAAAAAUUCUAAAAAUAAAGAUAAAAUUAACUUUAGUAAUAAUUGUCUCCAAGUUCUGAAUUAAGUUAUUCUUUUUCAGAAAUGGAAAGAGUAAUAUUUUUGUUAAAAAUUUAUUUUUAUAUUUUUAUUAGUCUUAAGAUAGGAAAUAAUCUUUAAAAAAAUAUGA
Molecule: messenger RNA, 1917 nt
Organism: Ichthyophthirius multifiliis
Lineage: Eukaryota; Ciliophora; Oligohymenophorea; Hymenostomatida
Exons: 3
Source: RefSeq, a predicted model, not a curated record